AUGGACAGUCCUGUCGCAGCAAAUGUUUUUGGAACGUUGGGAGCUGUGCUUUGGUCGCUUCAGCUAUUACCUCAAAUCUGGAAGAAUUGGCGGCGCCAUGAUAGUGAAUCUCUAUCUGCCAUGUUCUUCUUAUCAUGGGCCAUUGCCGGAGUACCCCUCGGUGUCUACAAUAUUGUCGACGACUUCAACAUCGCAUUACAGGUUCAGCCUAAUAUCCUUAUCCUUCUAAGCCUCUUCACCUGGUCUCAAUGCAAGUAUUAUGGAGACCAUUGGAACUUGGUGAAGAUCGCUGCUUGGUUUGUUGCUAUGGCUUUGGUGCUUGGUGGUGUUGAGACUGGCCUAGUCUUUGCGCUCAGGGUGGCGGAUACACGUGGGCUCAAAUGGCCGUCGACCUUGAUGGCGGUCCUUGCCGCCGUGCUUUUGGCAGGAGGAGUCCUUCGCCAUUAUGUCGACAUGUUCAAAACGCGCUCAGAUGCUGGACUGUCGCUCAAGUUUGCGUUUUUGGAUGCUAGCGGAGAUGUAGCAUCGAUUUUGUCCGUGGUGUUUCAACCACAGCUCAGCAUCCUUGGACUGGUCAUCUACGGCUCAGAGUUGGUGAUCUGGCUAGGCUUGAUUUUUGUGGUAAUCUAUUUUCGGAUGGCAAAUCGGAAGACUUCGAGGGAGAAAGACAACACAACCGGAGUAUAG
This is a messenger RNA of Plenodomus lingam JN3, 687 nucleotides long. RefSeq lists its product as uncharacterized. Lineage: Eukaryota; Fungi; Ascomycota; Dothideomycetes; Pleosporales; Leptosphaeriaceae. Gene Ontology annotation, cellular component: membrane. The record is from RefSeq and is a predicted model, not a curated record.